Cuscuta europaea is the source of this 4964-nucleotide messenger RNA. Lineage: Eukaryota; Viridiplantae; Streptophyta; Magnoliopsida; Solanales; Convolvulaceae. The record is from the annotation of a GenBank genome assembly.
CGCGAAAAAGAAAAAAGCAUACAUCGAAACCCAAGGCAAUAAAGAUGGGCUAGCGCUAACGUGGGCGCAUUAGUGAUGAACGCUAAAAUGCGCCGGAUUUUGAUUAUUAUCUCGUUUUGCUCUAGCCCUAAAUCCCCAAGCGUCUCUCAGUCCUUUGCCCAUUUUUUCCGUUCACUCGAGCAGUUGCCAAAUUAAGUGUAUUAUAUACCAGCACUCGUCUCCCCACCUCUGUGAUCAUCAAUGGCUGACAAGACCGAUUCAGAUUCCGUCCAAAGUCUCACCCCCAAGGAUGUCCAAGAAUCCCCCAAUCCCAUUCCACUGUCACCACAAUGGCUCCUUCCUAAGCCAGGGGAAAGUAAGGCUGGGACAGCAACUGAGGAGAACCAUCCUAGCCUGCAUCCAGUUGAGGAAGUGCAUGAUCACCAAAAGAAAAAAAAUGUUUUCAGGCCAUCUGUUAUGGAUAUGGAUACUGCACGUCGGGACAACUGGCGUGAAGAAGAAAGGGAUACUGGUUCUUCAUUUCGUAGGGACCGUUUGGGUGACAAUAGGAAGGUAGAUCGGUGGGCUGAUCCAUCCGGAAGGUCAUAUGGAGAAACACGGCAUCCCACCACAGAACGAUGGACUGAUUUGGGAAACAGGGAAAUCAAUCAUGACCAGCGUCGAGAAAGCAAGUGGAACACACGCUGGGGCCCAGGGAACAAGGAGGCAGAUGUUGAUGUGGCAACUGAAAAAGGGUCAUCUAAGGACGAUAGGGAAGUGGACACCUAUCGUCCUUGGAGAUCUAGUUUGUCCCAAAGUCGGGGUAGGGCAGAACCACCUCAGCAUCAUCAAGCCUGGAAGGCAAGCAAGCCGGUCCUGCAAGGUCGUGAUCGUGAAGAAAGUGGUCCUCCAACUUCUCAUAUUGGGCGCAGACGCUUUCCUUCUGCUAUGGACUCUGUGAAUAACAUUCCCACACAUUUCCAAUCAGAGAAAGAUGAAAGUGGGAAUCUGGCAACCUCCCCUUUGAAGUAUAACAAAUUCAAAUUGCUUGAUGUAUACAAGGGUGCUGAUGCCAUGACCUCUGCCAAGUUUUUAGAUGGCAUUUUUCCAAUCCCUUCUGUUAUAGAAGAAGAGCCACAUGAACCUCUGGCAUUUUGUGCACCCGGUCCUGAAGAAUUGGCCAUCUUGAAGGAAAUUGACAAAGGGGAUAUCACUGGUAGUGGAGAGCCACAACACACUAAAGAUGGGCCGGUUGGACGAAAUUCAUCCGAACCUCUGCAGUCAAGAAGAAAUAAACAAGGCAGCAGAGAUGAUUUACGCCACCCAUUUAAUGACUCUAGAGAGGAAAUGGAUGGUGGAAACAUGGGUGGUGGUUAUUUGAAUCAUUCCGAAACAGUCUCCAUUGAAAAGCGGGCAAACACUUAUGGCCCCAGUCAGAGAAUGCAGGAUUAUGAGAGAUUUUCUGAUCAUAAGUUAGAUGGUGGUGCUUCCAGAGAAGGAAGUUUUCAUAGUGUUAGUGAGACUUUGCAAAGACAUUCUCCUGUUCUUCAUAAGGAAUCUGACAUUGACUGGUCAAAGACACAGACGAAUUUGAAUAGUGCCUGGGAAAGAAGUGGAGUAGGAUCACCUUAUGCUCAAAAUGAUGGGGUGAAAUCCCAGUUUGGGCCUUCACAGACAUCUCCAGAAAGCUUAAUUCUCUAUUACAAAGACCCACGCGGCGAAAUUCAGGGGCCUUUUUCUGGGAGUGAUAUCAUUGGAUGGUUCGAGGCUGGAUACUUCGGCAUUGAUUUGCUUGUCCGACUAGCGGGUGUGCCACCUGAUACCCCGUUUGCCGUACUUGGUGAUGUCAUGCCUCAUUUACGAGCCAAGGUUAGGCCUCCCCCUGGAUUCGGUACUGCAAAGCCCAGUGCAGAUGCUUCAACUUCAGGGCUGAAUAUGAAUUGCUUAUCAAAGCUACAUUCUGGUUCAGCUGAGAUUGAUGUGCUGAAGAAUGAGCAAAGAUAUUUGUCAGCUGAAACAAAUAGUAUGCCGCCUUUUUUUGGUAGUACCAGUCUCAUGCCUUCUUUGGGUGGUGAAAUUGGAAGCAAUGCGUACCUAUUGGCAAAGAAGAUGCAACUUGAGAUGCAGAGGCCUUUAACAAACCCUUAUAGUCAUCAUAAUGUGGAUUUGUCUGUUCUACAAGGUUUACUAGAUGCAUCUACAGCUGUGAACAGUGGAACAGCAAGCAAGUGGCCAAAUAUCAACUCCCAACAUGCAUUUGGGAUCCAGCAGCAAAUGCCACUUCCUCAGAACAUUUUAUUAAAUCCUUCCGGUAGUAUGUCCACUCCAGAAAAGCUGAAUCCUGCUGGACUACCUUCUCAUGAUCCCCAAUUGUUGAGCUUACUUCAGCAACAGUACCUGUUGCAGCUUCAAACACAACAGGCCCCAGUACCACAACAGAUUUCAGCUCUUGAUAAGCUGCUAUUCCUUGAGCAGCAGCAGAAACAUGAACAUCAGCAAAAUUUAAUCCGCCAGCAGCAGCAACAACAGUUGCUUAUUCAGCUUUUGGCUGAGCAGACUAAUUUCAGACCAUCCAGUAUGGGCUCUCAAACACAGACCACUGCCAUGCAAAAUGAACAGGCUUCACAAUAUGUCACUGCCAUGCAAAGCGAACAAGUUACUUCCCAAGAUGACACUGUUAUGCAAACUGAACCAUCUUCUAUACCUCCGCAACAUCAACUGUUCGGUGAUAUUAGUCAAAAGACUUGGGGUGGCAAUGUGGAGGACCACUCUAUUAGUAGUGUGCAGUCAAAGGGUUCAACAGUGUUAGAAACUGGAGGAGUGGCUGAGAUUGCGGCAUCGGAUCUUCAUUCACAAACUAUUUCUAUAAAGGGAGUUGAGGAAGGUCAACAUUCAGAUCAUACAUCUUCUGUGGAUGAAGUUCAAAACGUUGAACAGCUUGCAGUUAAGAAGGCUUCAGAGAAGAAACCGAAUAAGCAAAAGUCUGCCAAGAAGAUGCAACAGCUUAAAUCAUCAGAGCAUGUUGGUGAAGCAGACACCUCUAUUAAUUCGAGCGGCAUAGUGAAAGAUUCUGUUCCAGAAAUCCAGGAGAGAAACAUCUCUAUAGACACACCAGCUGCUUCCGAUGUACACGACACCACCAGAGAUGGUCAAAGCAUUGAGUCAAAGAACCAGUCUGACCAAUUUGUGGUGGUCCCACCAAUUGGCGUCCAAAAAGUUUCUGAUUUUCGAGCAUGGAAGCCUGCUCCCGGUUUCAAACCCAAGUCUUUACUUGAAAUUCAGGAGGAAGAACAAAGGAGAGCAGAAGCAGAGAGGGCUGCUACUGAUAUAACAACCACUUUCAAUUCCAUCACCUUGUCAACUCCAACUAACAGUUUAGGCCAAUCUGACAGUUCUCUCAAACAAAAAGGUAAGGAAAGCAAGUCACAUGAUGUAUUGGAGGAAAGAUCUGAAGUCAAUCCAAGUCAAAGUGAAUGUACUGCUGACAUCACACCUACCCAGGAUAGUGCUGAUGCUGACGCGUUUAUCGAAGCAAAAGACACGAAGAAGAAUAGGAAGAAGUCUGCAAAAGCAAAGGGUUCUGGAGCUUCUAAGCCCUCUGGGUCUAUUUCACCUAAUGAAGCUAUAGUUGGAUUAAGAAGCCCCAUAGAGAAAGUCAAGAUUUCAAAUCAAGUACAGGCAGGGAAUGAAGUGUUAUCAUUUGCAGUGCCGUCUGGUCCUUCAUUGGGAGAUUUUGUGGUUUGGAAGGGCGAGUCUGUAAAUUCUUCUACUGCUCCAGCAUGGUCGACAGGCUCUGGAAGUGCUCCAAAACCUGCAUCACUUAGGGAGAUUUUGAAGCAACAGGAAGGAGGGAAAGGUUCUUCUGGACAUAAGCACAUUCCGGUGCCAACAACUCAGAAAUCUAUGUUGCCAAAGCAACCAAACGGAGGGGGUAGUCCUUCACAGGGGUUUACCGAUUCCUUCCCAGCUAAGGCGGCAUCUAUGACUUCACGUACUCCUCCUUCUAAAACGAAGAACACAGUGGAAGAUGAUUUCUUCUGGGGUCCGAUAGAUCAACCCAAACAAGAGCCAAAGCAGUCAGACUUCCCUGCUCUCGGAGUGCAAGCGAGCUUGAGAAACAAAAGCGUUGCUGUGAAAGGAAUAUCUGGAGGACAGGUGAGCAAGCAAAAAUCUAGUGGCAGGCCUGUAGAGCAUACUGUUUCUUCAUCACCAGCUACCUCAUCUAUGAAAGGAAAAAAGAAAGCUGCAACAAAGCAGUCAGAAGCCAUUGAUUUCAGAGAGUGGUGUGAGAGCGAGUGCUCUAGGCUCAUUGGAACAAAAGAUACAACUAUACUGGAGUGUUGUUUGAAGCAAUCCAGAUCUGAGGCUGAAAUGCUUCUGACUGAGAAUCUGGGCUCCUUUGAUCCCAAUCAUGAGUUCAUCAACCAGUUUCUUGGCUGCAUAGAUCUUUUGCCUGCCGAUGUUCUUGAGAUUGCUUUUCCAUCUGAUAAAAAUGACAAGGCAGUAACUGGUAGGGAAAGAAGUGCCAUUGCAGCAGACUUGACUCCUACAGAUGAUGGUACUGUUGAAGGAGUGACAGAGAAAGGGAGCGGCAGAAAGAAGGGUAAAAAGGGGAAAAAAGUCAGCCUUUCGGAACUGGGAUUCAAUGUGGUUAGCAAUAGGAUCAUGAUGGGCGAGAUUCAGACUCUGCAAGAUUGAGUUGUGGAAUUUGUAAAUGUCUUUUUUUUGUCUGGGGGAAGGGUGUGUUGAAUCCUUGGAGCAACUUCAGCAGUGGUUAUUUUAAUCCGCUCAAGAAAUUUUGUGAGUUUAUGGUUAACCGUAGGCUUUUAGUUUGUUUGUUACAGUAUUUCAAGACGGUUUUACAUAUAAUCGAACUUGUUUUCUUUAUAGUACUCUCUAAUUAAGAAUUUUGUCCCAAAGGUGUGGUUUUUUAAAAUAAAAAACUUGCAUCUGGUUGAACCCUGCCUUUUUAAAGCAUACCUUCC